Molecule: messenger RNA, 1500 nt
Organism: Dunckerocampus dactyliophorus (ringed pipefish)
Lineage: Eukaryota; Metazoa; Chordata; Actinopteri; Syngnathiformes; Syngnathidae
Gene: tnfaip8l3
Product: tumor necrosis factor, alpha-induced protein 8-like 3
Exons: 2
Coding region: 442-1050 (202 amino acids)
Biological process (GO): regulation of apoptotic process
Cellular component (GO): cytoplasm
Source: RefSeq, a predicted model, not a curated record
UGGAGUGGAGACAGCGUGAAGAGGCCGAGUGUGACAGCAACGGAUGAGAGGAGGAGGAGGAAGAGGUGGGACGAGGAAGAGAGGGGGACGGACCAAGCGGGAGCGAGGGGAGGGUGCAUCAGAAAAGUAGAGAAGAGGGAGCAGAAAGAGGGAAACUGAAGGAGUCAGGAGAAGGAAGCACAAGCAAAAAAAAAAAAAAAAAAAAGAAGACAGCUCAGCAAAUGAUCCUGGUAACAUUCCUCCCACAGCUGCACUGAUCCAAGACCUGGGUGGAGAAGGGAAGCUCACCAGGGAGAAAAUAUAUUGUGGCUUCAUCUUUUUUUUUUUUUUUUGUGGGGAGCGAAAUCACAAGGCUCCCUGAAGAGGAAAGGAGAAUAAGAGAGCAAAAAGAGAAGAGGGAUCAGAGAGCUUCUGCAGCCUUCUUGCGUCCUGCAGGAGAACAUGGACUCUGACUCCGGAGAGCAGAGUGAUGGGGACCUCUCUCCAGGGCAAGAGAGCUUCAACUCCCGCUCCUUGGCCCUGCAGGCCCAGAAGAAGAUCCUAAGCAAAAUGGCGACCAUGGUGGUGGCCAACAUGCUGACGGACGACACCAGCAGCGAGAUCUUGGACGAGCUCUACAAGACAAGUCGCGAGUUCACCAAGAGCAAGAAGGAGGCCCAUAAGAUCAUCAAGGACGUCAUCAAGAUCGCCCUGAAGAUUGGCAUCCUGUACCGCAACCACCAGUUCAGCCCCGAUGAGCUGGACACGGUGGAGCGCUUCAAGAAGAAGAUGAACCAGGCGGCCAUGACGGCGGUGUCCUUCUACGAAGUCGAGUACACCUUUGACAGGAAUAUUCUGUCAGAGUUGCUGCUGGAGUGCCGGGACCUUCUUCACUCCGUGGUUGAGCAGCACCUGACCACGCGCUCACACGCUCGCAUCGACCACGUUUUCAACCAUUUCGCCCACGGGGAGUUCCUGGCCGAGCUGUAUGGGGACGGAGACGAGUACAGACUCUCUCUGAGGAAGAUCUGCAAUGGCAUCAACAAACUGUUAGACGAGGGAACGCUUUAACCAUUCACCUUUGACCUCUCUUGCCCCACCUCUCUUGCUCUCUACUGCCUCCUUCUCACCCUCCCCUGACUUCUUUUCUCUGUCAACUCCCUGUUUCCUUCAUCUGUCGCCAUGGAGCUAGUUGUAACAUCCUGCAUUUGAGGCCAUGUUUGAUGAGGACAUUAUCUCCACUGCAGUGCAGCACACAUGGACCGUGUGUAUCACGUAUGCAUUCCCAUUUGGGUGCAAAUGCACCAAUAGCCAAAAACCACAUGCAUUUGGCAUAUUUGGAUGAUAAAAGUGAUCCGUUUUUUCUUUGUGUGCAUGUGCAUGUGCGCGUAUGUGUUUGUGUGUGUGUGUGUGUGCACAUGUGUUUGUAUGGGACCGGCACGAAUCAUAUGUACAUAAGACCAAUGACAUGUUGUGUUUUUGUCCAGAGUGUAUCACUUGUCUUUCAAUAAAAAAAAAUGU